Molecule: messenger RNA, 1400 nt
Organism: Eufriesea mexicana
Lineage: Eukaryota; Metazoa; Arthropoda; Insecta; Hymenoptera; Apidae
Exons: 4
Coding region: 69-1280 (403 amino acids)
Source: RefSeq, a predicted model, not a curated record
GCUCCUCAGACAAGAGCAUAGCGAUCUUGUGCCUAAGUGUUCAAAACGAACCAAGCAACUCCUUCAAGAUGAAAUCCAACGCUGUAUUUGCUCUUGCUCUCUUCUGCGCUGUUGCACUCGCAGCUGCCCAAACGGAAACCGGGGAACAAGUAUAUGUGGAAGAAUCAUAUGAGUCUCCCCGUGUCCGAAGAGAGGCCGAUCCCCAGGGGUCCAUCGUCCUCCACGGAAAAAAACCCUUGAGCGGACCUGACCGUAGACCAACCUUGAGCGCGGACUAUGAACAUCGUUUCUACGACAAGAACGGAGUGAACGCAAAUGCUUAUGGUGGAAUAAUCAAGCAACCAGGACAACAUGCCACGUCUCGCGCUGGCCUUUCGCUCGAAAAGAACUAUAAGAACGGCUUCAUCAGGGGAUACAGCGAUGUCCAACGUGGUUCAGGCGGCAGAUACUCGCCAAACGUUGGAAUUGAUGGUGGAUUCCGAUUCAGACGAGACGUUGACAACGUCGAAGAAGAGCAGGAGGAAGAAGAGGAGUCUCCCCGUGUCCGAAGAGAGGCCGAUCCCCAGGGAUCCAUUGUCAUCCAAGGACAAAAACCCCUGGGCGGACCUGACCGUAGACCAACCUUGAGCGCGGACUAUCAACAUCGUUUCUACGACAAGAACGGAAUGAACGCAAAUGCUUAUGGUGGAAUAACCAAGCAACCAGGACUACCUGUCAUGCCUCACGCUGGCCUUUCGCUCGAAAAGAACUAUAGGAAUGGCUUCAUCAGGGGAUACAGCGAUGUCCAACGUGGUCCAGGCGGCAGAUACUCGCCAAACGUUGGAAUUGGUGGUGGAUUCCGAUUCAGACGCGACGUUGACAACGUCGAAGAAGAGCAGGAGGAAGAAGAGGUGUCUCCCCGUGUCCGAAGGGAGGCCGAUCCCCAGGGAUCCAUCGUCCUGCAAGGACAAAAACCCUUGGGCGGACCUGACCGUAGACCAACCUUGAGCGCGGACUAUCAACAUCGUUUCUACGACAAGAACGGAAUGAACGCAAAUGCUUAUGGUGGAAUAACCAAGCAACCAGGACUACCUGUCAUGCCUCGCGCUGGCCUUUCGCUUGAAAAGAACUAUAAGAACGGCUUCAUCAGGGGAUACAGCGAUGUCCAACGUGGUCCAGGCGGCAGAUACUCGCCAAACGUUGGAAUUGGUGGUGGAUUCAGAUUCAGGCGCGACGUUGACAAUGUCGAAGAAGAGCAGGGGGAAGAACAGGUGGUGGAAGAACAGGAGCAAGAAUACUAGGAGCGCGUUUCUCACUUGGAUCACCAAAUCUCGACAAUGGCUCAUACUGACUGCAUUUAUUAGCAUUUAACGAUUAUUUAUUUUGCAUUUAUUUUGUUGCGAUUCAUGUAUUUUAAGCGG